AUGGUGAUGCUUCUGCGAUGUGCUGCCCGAGCAGGCCUCAGCCCCCGUAGUGCAACACUCGCCUCGCGCACACCAACCACCCUCACGCGACGUUUCGCGAGCGCACCGUCGGGUGAAGUGCGUGGACAACAGUCAGUGAUCCUCUUCCCUGCACACACUCACCACCAUGUCCGCGACUCCGUGGGCCUCUUCGACGUAGGACACAUGGUCCAGAGCGUCUUCCGCGGCGCAACCACAACCGCCUUCCUCGAAUGGCUCACGCCCUCCUCCCUCUCCGCCCUCGAGCCCUACUCCUCCACGCUCUCCGUCAUUCUCAACGAAAGGGCGGCAUUAUCGACGACACCGUCAUCACCAAACACGCGGAGGACGCGCCGACGCGACCGCGACCUCGCCUGGUUCACGCAAAAGCUGGAGGAGUGGAACGCCAGCGAGCGCGCACAGGCCGGCAAAGUGGAGCUUGAGGUGCUCGAGGGGUGGGGGCUGCUUGCGCUGCAAGGACCGGAAGCCGCGCAAUACUUGCAGGCCCUGACGUCGUUCGACCUGCGCGCCCUUACAUUCGGCAAGUCCGCGUUCAUCCCGAUAGAGGGCUUCAACUUGCACGUCGCCCGCGGUGGCUACACCGGCGAAGACGGCUUCGAGAUCUCUAUCCCACCCUCGGAAACAGUCGAAGUCGCACAGAUGCUCUCCAAGUCGCCCGUACAGCUCACUGGCCUCGGCGCGCGCGACAGCCUGCGUCUCGAGGCGGGGAUGUGUCUCUACGGCAACGACCUCGACGAGGACACUUCGCCGGUCGAGGCUGGUCUGACCUGGGUCAUCGGCAAAGACAGGCGGGAGAAUGGCGAGUUUAUUGGUGCGGAGGGCGUAAGGAAGCACUUGAAGGAUGGCACACCGCGGAGACGAGUCGGCAUGGUCGUCGAGGGCGCGCCUGCAAGACAGGGCGCAAAGAUAUUUGCCCCCAAUGGCGGCGAGCAAGUCGGCGUCGUGACCUCGGGCAUCCCCUCCCCUACGCUCGGCAAAAACAUCGCGAUGGGCUACGUCAAGGCCGGCUGGCACAAGAAGGGCACGGAGCUCGCGGUGGACGUACGGAACAAGCUCCGGAUGACGUUACUCAUGUCGAUGCCGUUGUGAAGACGAGGUAUUGGCGGGGCGAGUGAGUGCGACAGAUGUUGGUGUGGACAUGGUCAUAGACGUAGAUGUGAGUGGGGGCGCGGGUGCUGGGCAGAGUGCUACUUCAACUUAGCGCGAGCUGGAUGUAUGUAUCUUUGACUGUCUGAUGGGAAUACAGGCAGCGGGAUGCGCCAUGUCUGAAGGAGUGACUUGGCUUCACUCUUUGUUCGGCAGUUCACUCACU
Messenger RNA from Fomitopsis serialis, 1351 nucleotides. RefSeq lists its product as uncharacterized. Gene Ontology annotation, biological process: glycine catabolic process. The record is from RefSeq and is a predicted model, not a curated record. Gene Ontology annotation, cellular component: mitochondrion. The coding region runs from base 1 to 1128 and encodes 375 amino acids. The transcript has 11 exons. Lineage: Eukaryota; Fungi; Basidiomycota; Agaricomycetes; Polyporales; Fomitopsidaceae. Gene Ontology annotation, molecular function: protein binding; aminomethyltransferase activity.